Messenger RNA from Pieris brassicae (large cabbage white), 6183 nucleotides. RefSeq names its product dentin sialophosphoprotein. Lineage: Eukaryota; Metazoa; Arthropoda; Insecta; Lepidoptera; Pieridae. The coding region runs from base 162 to 5648 and encodes 1828 amino acids. The record is from RefSeq and is a predicted model, not a curated record. The transcript is spliced from 25 exons.
AAUUGACAUAACUCGUGCCGGCGUCAUAACAGCUGUUCAUCCCAACCUCUCAGUUUCGUUUUCAGUGAGUGUUAAUCGGUUAUUUCAACAAAACACGUGCUCCAUUCGUUUGGGACUGAAGUUAUUGACUACGAAUACCAUAAUUUCCUUCAUUACCUACGAUGGAGGAUGAUAACAGCGCAAAAGCUCCGGUGACUCGACUGCGCAGAAGGUUAUCUGUCGAAUCAACAGAAGAAAGGUCGUCCACACCAAAUACGCCCACCAAAAAGCGUGGUAGGCCAUCAAAAUUGAUACAAAUUGAUGAAAAUGAUGUAACACCACAAAAGUCCACACCAAAACGUGUUACAAGAAAAACAACUAAAGAAGGCUUCGAACCUCUGGAUGACAAACCAUUGACACCAGUCAGAAGAAGUACAAGGAUCAAAUCAAACACAAGUAUUGUGUCAGAUACUGUUGCUACUACUACUGGUGAUACUCCCAGAGCAAAGCGGGUUACAAGAAGAAACUCACAAUUAGGUAGUGACAGUGAAAUUCCUUUAACACCUGCCAAACAAACUAGAAGAACAAGAAAGGAUUCAACCCCAAAUAUAGAUAAAGAUGAAAUUGAAAAAGCAGUACCAAGUAUAACUGAAAUUAUUGCUGAAGAAGUGGAAUUUGUUGAAAAAAGCUUCAUCACACCAUCUCAUUCUCCUUCAAAUAAUAAGAGUAAAAAUAGUUCUGGUAUAAUUAUUGAUCAAGGUGAGAAAAAGUCAAACAAUAGUGUUAUUGAUGAUUCUAAAAAUAAAUCUAUAGUAAAAUGCUCCAGUCCUCCGUCACCAGAUAUUCAAAAGGAGAAUAUAUCACCUGGACCAAAGCAUAACAAAAAGGGCAACCUCUCAGCCUCAUCAAUAGAAUUAUUAAAUAAUGUAGACAAAUUUUCCAAAACUGACACUCUAAACAAAACAACAUCAUUUAUGGAAUCAAACAUGAAACCAUAUAAAAAAAGAACUAUGUCAUGGUCAACAAAUUCUUCAACAUCCGAUGAAACUCUGAAACAAGAACAAAAAGACAUUAAUAUAAACAAAUCUCAAAACAAUAAUGAAUCUGCUAUUGACCGUUUAUCUCAAAAUUCUCAAAGCUUAAAAACUGUAAAAGUUAUUGUAGAUAAAAUGGACAUUGAUCAAAUAUGCAACAAAUCUUUAACAGAAAAUAAACACAAAGACACAUCAAGUGAAGAACUUUUUAACAAAGACCCAAGUCAUGUUUCAAAGCCAGAAAUAAUAAUAGAGGAAUUCACUACUGAAAUUAAUAUUCAGAAAACUCAAUAUCAAUUUGUUCCUGAUGUAGAUGUUUCUUCAACAAAUGUUAAUGUUUCUCUACAUAAGUCUAAUAGAGAUGAAACCAUGAAUGCUUCUCAUGGAGAGAAAAAAAUUAAUGACAGUGUUGAGCCAAUGGAUAUUGAUCAAACUAUACCAGAAAGCAUGAUAAUACCUGAAGAAAAAGAAUCUUUCACAGAGUUAAAUAACAAAUCCCGUAAAAGUAGCAUAUCAUUUAAGUCGAAAAGAAACUCUUCAGUGUCACAGGCUUUCGAAACUGAAAAUAAAAGUACAUUGAUAUUAUCACAGCCUAAUGAUAAUCCCUUGCAAAUAAAUAUUCUGGGAAAAAGUCCAAUGCCAUCAGACAAUACUUUUUUAUCUAAAUCACUUGUAGAUUUAGAUAAAACACAAAGUUUGGAUAAGGAACCCAAGAAUCAGCCAAUAACCUGCUUAACAAGCACCCCAUUACAACAGAAACCUCUCCAAAAGUUAAUUGCACCAAUGAAUACAUCCAUUAUUAAAUCAAGUGAUAAUAUUGACGGUACUCCGAAAAGUUUCGUCGAAACCGACUCGCCUUUAGUGAAAAAUGAAAAUAAUAAACUUUCCUCUGCAAGUAAAAGUCUCAUGGUAGAUGAAGAUUGUGAUGACAAGGUUCCAAAAGAUGAAAUGAUGAAUAGCAAUCAAUCAAUAAAGUCUGUUAAUGAUAGCCAGAUAAAAAAUAAAGAUGAUUGCAAAAAUAUAUCAAUGAUUAAUAAGUCUAAUGUUAUUACGCCUAAGGAUAAGGACUGUGAAAAUAAAGUGUCAACUGAAUCCAUUGAGUCAAAGGAGGACCAAUUAAUGGUGAAUGUGCAUUCUAGUGAUGAAGAUACAGGUGACGAAAUGCCAAAUUUGAAACUCAAUGUUAAUGAAUCUAAGAGGAAAUCAAAAAAGAAGAAAAUGUUAAUAAAUGAUGAAUCUGAUGAUAGUGAAAUAUCUAGUGAUGAAUCUAUCGCAAAAAAUGACUUAGUAAAUGAUGAAGCUGACGAUGCUGGUGAUGAUUAUGAAUCGGGUGAUAGUCAGGACGAAGAGGAUUUACAAUAUGCCAAAGAAAACGAAAUCAUUGAUAAAGGUGUCACUCUUACCUCAGAUGAAGACUUCUCAAAUGACUCUGAUUACGAAAAAGAUUCCUUCAUUGUCAGCUCUGAUGAAGAAGACAAUCAGCUUUUAGAAGGAACCGAAGAUGACUUAUCAAUGAGUGAUAAUGAACUUAAAAUGACAGCGAAGUCAAAGAAAAAAUACAAUGAACGUAUGAUCAAAGAACAGAAGAAAGCUUCUAGAGAAAUGUUUGAAUCCCGUCACAAAUUAAAUAUUAAGAAAAAGAAUAUCAUAAAAGACGACAGCGUUUCCAAAUCAGAUGAUGACAACUCUCCUAAACAGCGGAAAAAAAAUAACAGGAUGCGAUUGGAUUCCAGUCACGAAAUCAGUGGGCUUAAUGAAAGUAAGUCCCGUACUGAAAUCAAGAAACACUUAUCUGAAUCCAAUGUAAAUGAAACAUUUAACGAAAAAGAGAUGACACAAAUGAAUGUGAGUUCUAAAGAAAGUGACCCACUAGCCACUUCAAUGAAAAAAGAUCCAAAAUCUCCCAAGAAAGGGAAUAACGAAACGAAUACAACACUGGACUCUGAAGUAUCAUCAAAUAGAAGUCAAUUGAACAAUCUCGAAAAAGGUGAUGAAAAUCCUUUGGAGUCUGAAAAAGAUGACGAAACUUCGUCCGAUAGCGACACAAACAAUAUAAUUAGUAAUUAUGAUUCAAUUCUAAGCACCCUGAACAAAGCUAGUAAAAUUGACACAUCACUUAACCUAGACGUGAAGAAAAAGAUGAAAAAUAAACGAGCCUCCAUAAUUGACGAGCUUAAUCUAACUCAGUCUGGUAAAAAAGAAAGUUUAUCAAACACAACACCGAAGCAAAAUCCUAAUAAAACAGACUUGGUUAAAGAUGAUGAUAAUUCGUCGUCUGACUCGAUCAAUCUCAACCUGCUUAUUUCCGAAGAUAGCAACACUGAUUCUAUUAAUACUAAAAAUGAAGAUGAAGUGGUUCCUUUGAAAGAAAGUGAAGCUAAGACUGAUCUCACAAAUAAUGAAGAGGAAAAUAUGGAUUGCGGUUCAGAAAACCUCUUUUUCAUCGACACAAAAGGGGACCUUGGAGACGAUGCACCGGCCGAAGAAAAGAUUAUCAAGGACAAUAAUAUUUCCAACAUUAAAACACCUAAAAGUGAAAAGAAGAAACAAAGGUUGUCCAAAUCGCAGACUGAUAUUAAUGUUACACUUAUUGAGGAUAGCGAUCAUCAAAACACUUCCAGUGCUAAGACUCCUAAAAGCGAUAAAAAGAAACAAGUGUUUGAAGCGAUGGCAGAUAAUGAUACAUCAAUUAAUGUUAAAACUCCUAAAAGUGAGAAGAAAAAGAAGCAAAAGUCAUCUGAAUCUAUAGCUGAUAUUGAGGAUGCCUCAACUGAAGAUAUAAUUCAAAUACAGAAUACUUCAAGUGUAAAAACUCCUAAAAGUGAGAAGAAAAAGAAGCAAAAGUCAUCUGAAUCUAUAGCUGAUAUUGAGGAUGCCUCAACUGAAAAUAUAAUUCAAAUACAGAAUACUUCAAGUGUAAAAACUCCCAAAAGUGAGAAGAAAAAGAAGCAAAAAUUAUCCGAAUCUGCAGAUGCUGAGGAUGCACCAGUAGAAGAAAAGAUUAUCAAAGACCAAAACAUUUUCAAUAGAACUCCUCAAAGUGAUAAGAAACAAAAAAAAUCUAAAUCGCUGACUGCGGAAACACCUACUGAAGAAAUCCCAGACCAAAAUACUUCCAGUGUCAAAACUCCAAAUGACAAGAAAAGGAAAAGACUAUCGAAAUCUCAUCUUGAUAUUGAAGCCGAGCAAGCCGAAGAUCUAAAUACCUCAAAUGUAAAAACUCCUAAAAGUGAAAAGAAGAUGAGGCAAAAGCUAUCCCAGUCACAAAUUGAUAUUGACGUUGAGCCCGAUGAUAAAAUUGACCAAAACGCUUCAAGUAUUACUCUUAAAAGUGAGAAGAAAAAGAAGAAUAAAUUAUCUGAAUCAGUUGCCGAUUUUGAUGAUUCAGAAUUUAAUUUGUCAAAUGUAAAAACUCCUAAAAGUGACAAGAAGAAAAAACAAGAGUUUUCUGAAUCCCAAGGGAAUAUUCGAGAGCUGGACUCGUCAAAUGUGAAAUCUCCUAAAAGUGCAAACAAGAAAAAGCUUAGUUUAUUGGAAUCACAGACAAAUAUUCAAGAACUGAACUCAUGCAAUGCCAAGUCCCCAAAAAGUGGAGAGAAAAAGAAACAAGAUUUAUCGGAAUUCCAGAAUAAUCAAGAGCCGGUCUCUAAAGUAAAUACUCCUAAAUCUGAAAAGAAGAAGAAUCUAGAUGUGUCACAGACAAAUAUUGAAGUUUCAGAAGCACCAAUAAAUGAGAUCGUUGCCGAGAUGAACUCGAAUGUAAAGACGCCUAAAAGUGACAAGAAAAAGAAAAGAAAGUCUGGCAAUAUUGAAGACGCGAAUGUCGUUGAAGUGUCAGUUAUCAAGACACCUAAAAGUGCUGAGAAACUCCCUCAAACUCAUGUUGAAGAUUUGGUAAAUAAACAAGAAAUUGAUUUAAUAAAGACUAAAGGUGAAAAGAAAAAGAAAAAACAGAUGUUACAAUCUGCAGAUAGCGUUGAAGGGCAAAGUGAAGAUUUAGUCAUGGGAAAGAAAAAGAGGAAGAGGUCAAACACUGUUCUGGUUGAAGAAGUUAUUGAAACUACUUCACAUAGUAAUGGCAAUGAAAAGAAAAAGAGAAAAAUAAAAAAUACGGAUGAAACUGUUAAAGUAGCUGAUGUCAAGAAAAGUAAAAAACGCAAAGAAAGGGAAGAUGAUGAACAUGAUCACCCGAAGGUCCAACCGAGUUCCUCAAAAAUGACAGUUCCCCGCUUGCCCAUGUCUGUCAUCACACAGCUGGCGGAUAAUCCGAAAAUUCAAGCGAGGAAGAAGCCAAAAGUAAUUUCAACCAGUCAAUUUAUAGUCGAGGAUUAUCGUAGAAAAAUGCCCUCGACAUAUCUAGAAGAAAGUGUUUAUCUAAACGACGAUUCACCUGAAAAGAAGAAACCAAAGAAAAAAAUACCCAAAGUGUUGCCAUCAAUGCCUUCGACCUCUUCCUCCAACCAGGGAUUUACGACUACAUUUAAAAUAAAUGUUAUCUCGGCUGAAACCAAAUUUGUCGCACAAGCUGAUAACGUCGCCAACUUCAGGGAAGACUGUUUAUACAAUAAAAAUCGAAAACGACGUACAUUCCAACACUUAAAGAAACACACAAGUUCGAAAUUGUCAAAAUUUUAGUUAUCGUUUUUUAUUUAUGGACUUAAGCCGCCUGUUUAUUUAAUUAAGCAUUUGUUGAACGUGACUUUUGUAGGCAUUUCAUUGUUUUCUGAAAGUUUUUUGUAUUCUUUUAGUAAUUUCUAGUAAGGUGUAGUUAAUUUCUUUCCUUUCCUGUUUGAUAUCUGGUUUUACACUGACAUUGUUAAAUUUUAACUUAGGGAUUAUAAAUGUAAUUAAGUUUUAAGAUUAAUACCAGUUUUUAAAUAUUUCCGAUCAUACAUUUUACUGGUUUCGAUUUCCAUUCCACUAUGUUUUAUUCACCUUUCUAUUAGAAUAAUUUACUACGUGAAACUAAUAUAAUCUUAUACGGUAAUUUGGUCAUCAAUUUAAUUAUUUGUAUUUUACCGCCCUUUGUGUGUUUUACGUAUGAACCAGAUGGCGCUAGAUGCUGUUGCGAGAAUUUCCUCUCACCAUGUGCCUUGUUUUGUUUAAAAAAGAUGAUGUUUUGACAUGUUAUUAGUAUUGUAUGUAAAUAAAGCUACUCAUUGAUAUUCAA